AGAUCAUUACUGCUGAACCGUGUCAGCGGGUCGGAUUUUCCACUUUCAGCUCGUCCGUGGCCGCCGGAGCGGAGAAAAUACACCUGCUCCCACGGAAAACACGGGAAACCCAGAACAUGCGGAACAUGCGGAGCUGCUGCUGCGAGAGCGCUGCAAACUUUCCUCCGUCUCCCGGUGCGUGAGGACGAAAACACCAGCGCCGUGCAGGAGUCCGCGGAAAAACUAAUGCUGCUGUUCAACUUUCUCCAUACACGACAGUAAAAAAAAAAAAAGCUGGUCCUUGACCAGUUUCUGUCGUGUUUUUUUUGUUGGAAAUAUCACGUUUUUUGUGUUUUUUCUUUCUUCCUCAGAGUAAACUGCAGACAGAAGCGAGUAGCGGACCGCACAGGCGGCGUUUUCACCAGCAGGUACGUCAUCUCUAUGAGCCAGCUGGAGGUUUAAAACUGUCACGGUUCUUGGUUUGAGGCGCAAUGCCGGGCGCUGCUGAUAUGAUCAACCUGGGCUUCCUGUCUGACUCUGAGCGGGAGCUGAUCUUGGAAGUUCUGCGACGGGAUGAGGAGCUGAGGCUGGGGGAGGAGCAGCGUGUCCGGAGGCUUAAGACGGAGUUGCUGGAAGUCAAGAGGAGAGGAGCCAAACGCGCCAGUGGAAAGUACAGUCAGCGCAGUUGUGGCCGAUGCCAGGAGCCUCUGAGCCGUCUAUUGAUUUCUGCCAGUCAGUGUAAGAUGUGCAACCACCUAGUCUGCAGCAAUUGCCGAACAACCCUGCCUAAUGGAUCCUGGCUGUGCAACGUGUGUACCAAAGAAUCGAACAUGAAGAAAAUGACAGGUGACUGGUUCUAUGAUCAAAGGACCAACCGUUUCUCCGCAACUCCUGGACACGACCUUGUGAGAGUCUCCCUGAAAAAGAGGCCGCAGAUAAAGAAACGUGAAACAAUGGGAGAAGUGCUCUUGAGAAGUGCUGAAAAAACCCCAGAUCCUCCCAAACCUGUGCCUCUGCCCAGGCAGAAAAGCCAACCAGUUGACAAAAGUAAUUCAAGCGAUCACUCUGGAUCCAUCGCUUCCAGUGAAUCUCUCGAGUCAAACAGCAUUGUCCCAUCUAAGCCGAGCCACAGCGACACAGAGUCUGCAGAAAAAUGCAGCAUAGUUAGCAGUAAAACUGAGACUGAAUCUGGCCGUGUGACUCCUGAACAACCAAGGACGGAUCUCCAGUCUGCUCCUCCCAGUCCAGCAGGAUCCAGUGUCUCCAGUCUGACUGUCCCAGUCAAAGCAGAUAUCGUCAGCGCUGAAAAAGACAACUGGGAUACCAGUACAGCUGUGGAGGUAAAAGCAGAACCUCUGAGCCCAGAGCUUGAUGUUGAUAAACUCUUCAAGAAAAGCAUCAAGCGAGCCCCAAAACCUGCAGAGUAUGUGUCAACGCUGGAUCUUCGCGACGGAUGUGAAACAUCACAAGUCUCAAUGGGCAACAGAAGUCGCUCUGUACCAGGCUUAGAUGCACAGGAUGAAGAGGAGGAGGAAGAUAUUGACAGCUUGGUCAGCUUUCAUAAAAGUACGAUGGGUUUGAGCACAUCCAGCAUGCGAAGCUCAAAGAGCACACUGGGAAGCUUGAUGAGCAUUUACAGCGACUCAGGAGACUUUGACAGUGUUGACAUCAGCGGAGAUGUUACUUUCUCCAUUGUCUACGACGAGCACACGCAAACCCUUCAGGUCGUCAUCAAGGAGUGUCACAAUCUGGCUUACGGCGAUGCUUCACGGAAGGUCACCAACCCUUAUGUUAAAUGUUAUCUGCUCCCUGACAAAUCCCGCCAGAGCAAGAAGAAGACCACUAUCAAGAGAAAGACUGUCAACCCCAUCUACAAUGAAACAUUAAAGUACUCCAUCAGCCGUUCCCAGCUGACCACCCGCUCCAUGCUGAUAUCAGUCUGGCAUCACGGCCGCAUCAGCCGCAACGCUUUCCUGGGAGAGGUGGAAGUCUACCUGGACUGCAGAGACCUCGACUCUCCAGACGAAGAGCAGGCACCUCUCAGGGGGAAGGCAGGUUCAGUUGUGCCAGUUUCUGCGUUUGCUCAGUACAAAGGAGAGCUGGUGAUCUCACUUAAAUAUAUCACACCUAAAAUGACAACAUCUAAGAAAAUCAAAGGCAAAAAAUCGGCACCGGAGGUUGGAGGAGAGCUGCAUGUCCUGAUUAAGGAGGCAAAGAAUUUGAUGGCAAUGAAACCUGGUGGCACAUCUGACAGCUUUGUUAAAGGGUACUUGUUCCCUUCGAAGGCUAAGGAUACAAAGAAGAAGACUGCAGUGGUGAAGAAAAGCCUGAAUCCCCACUAUGACGCAACGUUUGUGUACAAGGAGCUGGCUCUGGAGCAGCUGAGGGGGAUGUGUCUGGAGCUGACUGUGUGGGACAGGGAGGCCAUGCUGGCCAAUGAAUUCCUGGGAGGAGUCCGCCUCAGCUCCGGAAAAGGGUCCGCAAUGCUCGGAAAAGAGGAGGUGGAAUUGGACUCGGUUGGAGAGGAAGUCAGUCUGUGGCAGAAAAUGAUGCAGUACCCUGACUCGUGGGCAGAGGGCACUCUGCCGCUGCGCUCCACCAUGGGAAAGGCAAAGGGUAAAUAAAGACUGCAAAGAACUAAAGCCCUCAAACGAUCCAAAGGCCGAAGGGAUGAGUCGUUGUUCCCUCAGAAACAAACAGGAGACAUUUGAUACAUUUUGUUCUGCAAGUUUAUCUGACCAGAAGCUUGUCCGCUAAAGUGACUCGUCAAACGGGUCACUGGACUCUCUAUAAGGGAUUCAUCUUUACGUCUCUACUUCAGUGCCUGCAGACCUAUUUUACUAUUAAAAAUGGGCCAACGCAUCACAACACUAAGUUAGUUUAGAAGAUCACUGACACUUCUUGU
Molecule: messenger RNA, 2884 nt
Organism: Cololabis saira (Pacific saury)
Lineage: Eukaryota; Metazoa; Chordata; Actinopteri; Beloniformes; Belonidae
Gene: sytl4
Product: synaptotagmin-like 4
Exons: 17
Coding region: 471-2603 (710 amino acids)
Biological process (GO): exocytosis; intracellular protein transport
Cellular component (GO): exocytic vesicle; plasma membrane
Molecular function (GO): neurexin family protein binding; small GTPase binding
Source: RefSeq, a predicted model, not a curated record